This is a messenger RNA of Melospiza georgiana, 2350 nucleotides long. RefSeq names its product catenin beta interacting protein 1 (gene CTNNBIP1). Lineage: Eukaryota; Metazoa; Chordata; Aves; Passeriformes; Passerellidae. Gene Ontology annotation, cellular component: nucleus; beta-catenin destruction complex; cytosol. Gene Ontology annotation, molecular function: beta-catenin binding. Gene Ontology annotation, biological process: negative regulation of Wnt signaling pathway. The transcript is spliced from 5 exons. The record is from RefSeq and is a predicted model, not a curated record. The coding region runs from base 192 to 437 and encodes 81 amino acids.
CUCGCCCGCCCGUGCCGAGCGCGCCCCGCCGCCGCCCGAGCCGCCGGAGCGCCGGGGCCGCGGGCCCCGCACCAGGGCAGUUUCCUCAUACAUUUUUCCCAGCUCCAGUCACUGGUCAGGACAGCACACGUGGAUUAUCUGAUCUCCUGUGGUUUUUAGAAGCAGGAGAUCCAGGAGCUGGCAGGAGGGGAAUGAACCGUGAGGGCGUCCCCGGGAAGAGUCCGGAGGAGAUGUACAUUCAGCAGAAAGUGAGAGUGCUGCUCAUGCUCAGGAAGAUGGGAUCAAACCUGACGGCCAGCGAGGAGGAGUUCCUGCGCACGUACGCGGGGGUGGUGAACAGCCAGCUGAGCCAGCUGCCCCAGCACUCCAUCGACCAGGGUGCUGAGGAUGUUGUGAUGGCAUUUUCCAGGUCAGAGACAGAAGACAGAAGACAGUAACUACAGGACACCUGAACAACACAGAACUGGAGAGGACAGUGAGAUUCCUGAAGAUAGAGGAGGAUGGCUGAGCAUUAAUAAGUUCCUCUGCCCACCCUAAUUGUUCCUUGGUAUUCCUUCUCCUUUGUAAUGUUGUUUCCCUUUGCCCAACCCUCAGAAUGCAUCUCACAGCCAUCUGUUCCUGUCAGAUUUUGCAACUCAGCUGGGCUGUGUUCGUUAAGGACAAACCCAAAGGUGUGCUUUUGGUUGGCUCAAAGGGACAGGCUGUGGUUGGAUAAAGGAAGGCAAUUUUUCAAACUUGACCAAUGGAAACCUUUUAUCUCACGUUUUAUUUUAUAUUUUAAACAAAGUCUCUUGACAUUCUACUUCUAAAGAAGCUUUUCAUGCUGUGGUGCUUAUUUAGGUCAAAGUUGUGAAUUUGAAGAGGGUUUGAUUUGGCUGCAUAGAACUGGAAGCAACUUGUGAUUGGGUGACAAUGCAAAAGCUUUCCCUUCAGUUGGCUUGCAGGUAUUUUGCUGACUCCAACGUUUUCAUUGCAGGAAGCUGAUGUUUUGGUGCAUUGGUUAUUUCUUUAUACUUAUUGACUUGGGGGGAAAAGACAAAUGUGCUUUGCAAUAUUUAUUACCUCUACACACAUAUAAACGCUUGCUUUUGGGGGGUUGUUUUGGUUUUUUGAUUGGCUUUGAAGUCAUGGUUUGAUUUCCUUUUGGCUGCAGUGUUUCUGAUGCAAUCAGUUUUUCCAUACUCAGCUGCUCCAUGGCCUGGAGCUCUUUUGGGAGCAUGUGUCAAAGCAGAUUUGGCUCAGGAAGUCCACCUGGCCAGGCUGGAGGCCGAGGAUGCCCAGCCCCGGUGGGCACGGGGGCUGUGCCCCAGCCCUGGCACUCCUGCCUGCCCAGGGCUUCUCUCUGCUUCCCUGGAGAUGUUCUGCAGGAGUUGCAAGAAUGAGAUCUGAGGCUGUGACUUGAAUUUGCCAAAUUUGUACACAUAGAGAAUAUGUGAACUGGUUUAAAAUACUGCAGAGUUCCACCUUAACCCUUUAACUGCUGCACAAGAGUAGCUCUCACGUUAGGAACAAUUAAUGAUCAUUAACUUAAAUCCAGCUUGCACUGGGCUUUAAUAGACUGAAGUUUCUAGUCACUUGAAAAGUUGUACAUGGCUUCCCUCCUCGCAGCUGUUUGGUGAGAGGGGAAUUCUCUGGAUGCCAGGAGAGCAGCAGGCUUCUGGGGCACUGCUCAGGAGGCAGCAGUGCUGCUUCAGGCUGUCUGAGGAUACAGGGACACUCUCAGCUUCACUCUCUGCAGCUGCAGGGCCUUAGAGCACACACAGACCUUGACAGGCUGGAAAAGCUGCAGUGCAAUUCCUGAGGUGCACUGACUGUUCAGGAAUCUGCACAGAGUCUCCAGCACUGCUGCCUAAAACCAAGCACUUCAUUCUCUCUCAUGUGUGCAGGUGGUUUUUACAAAACUUCUGGAUUUUGCUGUGGGUUGCACUGACUUCAAGAUGUUUCAGAAUCUAUUAAACCUGAACUCAAUUUACCUGUUUCUGGUUCUUUUCCUAUGGUUGUUAAUUAUUUACAGUGACAAUUCUAGAAUCUAACUGUGACAACAUGACCAUUUUCAUGGCCAGAAAUUCUGCUGACAGGAUGCUGUUGUGGUCUCAAAAUGGGGGAAAAGCUGGAGAGAAACCAUGGACUGUCUGCAAAAGGAAGAACAGACUUGUGAGCACAAGGAAGAAAUUAUCUUGAGCAAAUAAAUACUGUGUAAUGAGAGCAACUGUACAUCUAUUUAUGAAAAUGCUCCUUUUGAUUCAGUUGCAGCUUUGUAAAGUUCUAUGUGAAAGUAAAUCUUUUACCCCUUUUUGUUGGGGCCAGAUAAGAAAUUUCUUUAUUAAAAUAAACCAGGAAUGAGCCCAAA